Thecamonas trahens ATCC 50062 is the source of this 6228-nucleotide messenger RNA. RefSeq lists its product as uncharacterized. NCBI's taxonomy places the organism in Eukaryota, Apusomonadida, Apusomonadidae. Gene Ontology annotation, molecular function: phosphatidylinositol-3-phosphate binding. Gene Ontology annotation, cellular component: lysosomal membrane; midbody; centrosome. The transcript is spliced from 2 exons. Bases 1 to 6207 code for a protein of 2068 amino acids. Gene Ontology annotation, biological process: mitotic cytokinesis; double-strand break repair via homologous recombination; regulation of cytokinesis. The record is from RefSeq and is a predicted model, not a curated record.
AUGGCCCGGAGCCUCCGCCGGCCUCGCCGCGCCCCACUCGACGAGCAAGCCACCCACGAGCUCCUGGGCGCUCUCACCGCCUUUACCUCGGCCCUCGACUCGCGCCACGGCCGCCUUGAGCUCGCUGCCUUUUGGGCCGCCUCGCCGGCACGCGCUGCUGCUCUCUACCGCCACGUCUUCAAGUCGCCGGCUUGGUCCGUCGCCGCAGGCUCUGAUCUCGGCCCGGACCUCGUUCACGCCGCCACUGCCGCCUCUGCCGCUCUGCAGGACGUCUACGCCACGGCUGCCCUCGACGGCCUCACCCUCGACUCUCUCCACCGGCUCCGCCACGUCGCCUGGGACCUCGUCGCGCCGGCUACGUCCGCCGUCCUCGUCAAUGCCCUCGUCGCACUCGCCCUCGACGGCCCGCCUUCGGCUCUUGCCGCCGUCCAGAUGGCCCUCCUCGCCCUCGACGCCCCCGACCUCCUCGCCGCUUUUGAGGCCAAGACCUCACUCGACUCCCGCACCGCCCCCGCCCUCCACGCCGUGCUUGAUGCCCCGGCCGCUCCGCACCAGCCGGCCGUCUGGCUCGCGCUCUACGAGCACGUCACCGUCAGCGAGCGCCACGUCCUCGACGUCGUCCUCGACCUCGCCCUCGCCGCCGCAGGCACCGCCAAUUGGCCGCUCCUCGCCCGCCUCGCCUCGCUCUUCCCCUGCCUCGCCUCGCUCUUCCUCGUCCUCGGAUGGGACGUCGUCCAAGCGCCGGCUGCCCGCUCCGCGCUCCUCGCAGCCCUCGCUCAUGUCCUCGACACCGACCUCUCUGCUGCCCCGCUUCCGCUGCCUGCCCCCUCGCUCGCCGGCGCUGUCGCCUCACUCGUCUUCCGCCUCCGCAUCGUCGACGCCCUUCCCUCAGCUCCAUCGCUCGACCUCCUAGACCUCCUCGCCCAUCACUCGCCGCUCUACGCCCUCGCCGCGGCCCUCGACUUGCCGGCCGCCGAAAAGCUGGUCGUUGACCUUCUCGACGCUGCCCCGGGUCCGGCCGUGCUCCCGGCAUCCGCCUCCUGUGUCGCUGACGGCACGUGGGCCCAUGCCUUUUACGCACUCUUUCACGGCCUCUCCAUCCUCUCUUCUUCGACAUCAGACUCGUCUGUCGCAACAGCCGCGCUGAGCAACCACCUUGACGCUCUCGCUCCCGCCCAUCCCUUGCUUCUUUCGGUUUGUGAAGCGCUUUACCUCCUCGUCUUUGCCCCGGCUCUCGCUCUCGCUCCCGCUUUCGACGGUCGCACCGCCAUCGCCUCGCGCGAACUCCUCGACGCCCUCGUUGCACACCUCCCGCCCGUCCUUGCCCGCCUCGCCGCCAACCUGCGCACCACCGCCGGCCCGCCGGCCCUCGUUGCCCGCACCCGCUGGCUGAUCGGCCAGCUCGCCUCGCUCACCCAGCGCCUCGCCAUUGCCGCGCCGGCUGGCGACGACGCCGAGCUUGUUGCGCGCGUCCUCGCUCCUCCGCGCGACCUCGUCUCCAUGUGCAUCCGCCUCGGUGCCUACGACAAGGCCCGCGACGUCAUCGCCUCUUUCGAUCUCGGCGACGACCUCGCCGCCCUCGUCACGCGCGCCGAGCUCAUAGACUCGGCCGCAUCCUCGCUCGCCGCUGGCAGUCAUGUCGAUGCCUCGACCUGGCUUGCGCUUGACGAUCUGUCGGCCGCUCUCGACCUUGCCGUCGCCGCCAGUGAACCGGCCCUCGCUCGCGCCACCUUGGCGCACACCCGUACCUCAUUCUCGGCCUCGGCCGCAGUCCUCGACGUCGUCCUUGCUGCCGGUCUUGCGCCCGACAGUCUCGACGCGCCCUGGCAUGCGCCUGAUGCUGCCAGCGCCGCCGACGCCCUCGCUGCAUCAGACCGCACCCGUGCCAUUCUCGUCGAGCUCGACGGCACGCGCCUUGCCGCCGCCUCGCCUGCCCAGGCCUCAGCCCUCGCUGCCGCGAACCAGCGCGACCUCGCCAGCCUCAUCGCCCGCGGCGAGCACCUCGCCACACCGCCUCUUGUCGCCGUUGCCGCUGCCCUGGACCCAGACGCCGUCAAUCAAGACGCAGCCAAAGUCCUCGCUGACCAGCUCAACAUCCCGGUUGCCGUCGCCGCUCUUGCCGCUCUCGAACAGAGUCUCGGCCUCCCGUCCGGUGCCACCGCGGCCUCACUCGGUUGUCGUGGGCUGCCAGACGAGCUCAGCCUCACUCCAUCCCUCAUGACAUGGCUAAGCACCAUCGCCUCGCCACUGGCCGCGCUCGCCGCCGCGCACCUCCUCCCUCUCGCCCUCGACACCAGCGGUCAUCUCGAGCCGUCUGAACUUGCCGCAGCCAUCGACGCCCUACCCGACUCCGUGCUCAAGCGCUGGGUCCUUGCCCGUGCCCGCUCGCUCGCUGUCUUUGCAGGCGUCUUCCUCGAAACCCCGAUCGAUUUACACGCCCAGUACGGCCAGAUCCUCUGGCCAGGCGCAGACGACGAGCUCGAAGUCGAAUCGGAGCCCGAGCCCGACUUUGACUCGGAGCCGGAGCCGGAACCCGAACCCGAGCCCGAGUCCGACAUGGGAGACGAUUCGUCGAACUGGGGCUCGCCCGCCGCCGUCCCCACCAAGCCGCCCCAGCCACAGCCGCAGCCGGUUGCUCUCAAGCGCGGGCGGACCUGGUGGAAGCGCCGCCGCAAGUCGUCCAAGGACGUCGCCGGUGUUGCCGCGGGUGUCGCGGCGUCAAUGACCUACGCUGCCGGCUCGCCGGCCUCGCCAGUCUCGCCGGCGGGGGCGAACUCGCUCCCGGCCGGCCUCGACGCGGCUACACUCUUUGCGUCGACGCGCGCCACUCACUCGGAAGUCAGCUCGGUCUCAGAGACCUCAGGCUCGGUCUCGGUCUCGGUCUCGCCGCGGCGGGCGGGUGGGCUCGACGCCGACGUCAUGGAUGACUUUGAUCCGCUCAACUCGACCCUGGGUGGCGGCGACGAUGAGCUGGAGCUGGAGCUCGCCGCCACAAGGUCCACCACUGGCCGGUUCAUGUUUCGAGCGCUGGUUGCAACCCGCGACGCCGACGGCGAGCUUCGGGUCCCACCUGGCCUGCAAAAGUCCCGCCUCGCCACAGGCUCUGACCACCGACGCAUCUCGGCCGCGGACGUCGCCCGCAUCCGCACCCAGGUCUCUGUUGAUGGAUGCGGCGACGAGCCCGCUCUCUACUCUCGGCUUGUCGAUCAGCUCUUGGUUGAGGGCGCCUACGACGACGCACUCGCGCUGGCUAACGCCACUUUGCCGGGCGGUGCGCCCGACACCGUUCUCCGCGCCUUUAUCAAGUACUCGGCUGACAUGCCCGCUGUCGCCGCCGCCGUCCUGCAGCUCCGCGACAAGGCCGCCGCCGCGGUGGUGGUCCUCGAGCACAUCAAGCAGUGGGACAUCGACACGGGCGUCGACCUCCUCCGCAAGCUCGUGGCCUGGGGUCAGAGUGCGCCCGAGUGCAUGGCGGCUGACGCGGCCGCCGCGCUCCAGUCCAAGUACGACGAGCUCAAGCUGGUGCAGGCCGUCAUGCGUGCAGGCGUCGCGCUCCCGCGAAACUCUCUCCGUGUCAAGUGGCUUGCCCUCGCCUCGCGCAUGGAGUCGUCACCACAGGCGGUGGUCGAGGAGCUCGUCAGUCUCGAGUCGGGUGAGUUUGAGCUUGCCCGUCAAGUCGCUUCCCGCUACGGCGCCCUCAACAUGAUGGCGUCGAUCGAGCGCGACUCCAUCGCCGCCCUUCUUGGUGAAGGCAAGUUCUCCGCCGCCAUGCACCAGCUCAACGCCAUGCACGACUCGGGCGUCUCAGCUGCCCGCUUCCUCAUCGACUCGGUCGCAGGCCUCCUCGCCAAGCAUCGGCUGUAUCUAGUUGACUUUCUGCUUCAGACUCCUCCAGAGCUUGGUGUUACGCCCAAGGAGCGUGCAAGGCUCGAGCAGCGCAAGCUCGGCAUCCGCGUCCUCUCGCUCAUGUCGGAGACCCAGCAGCGCCGGUUUGCAUCGCUUGAGGACUCCCCGGCGCUCAUCGUCGAGACGCUGUUGAUGAACGAGGAAGUUGCCUCUCUCUCAGCUGUCUUCUCCGCCCUUGGUGCCGAACUCGGCUCUCAGCAGGGCCUCAUCAUGACGUACGCGCUCAAGGCGCUUGCGCUGCCAACCGAUGAUGCCGCCGCCGCCGCGCGCGUCCGCAAGCGCUGGGCGCUCCGCGGCAACCCAGCGGCCGACGACGAGGUCCGCGGCGGCCACUACUACGCGUCGGCGCCGAACCUGCAGCUUGGCAAAGCGCUGUUCUCGCUCUGUCCAGACGUCGCCGACGCUGCCCACGCAGUGGUCGGUGUCUGCGAGGGCCUCUCAGAGCAGCUCAGACGGGUCGAGGCUGUGCCCAUCGCUACCCCCGAUGCCGACGCCGACGGCGGCCCGGCUGUCCUCACUAGGGUCCAGGCCGCGUCGAUGCCUGCAAACGUUAUCGACCUCGUCCAACGGCUACUCAUGUUUGCCAAGUCGCUCUUCACCCGCCUCUACGCUGACGCGCUCGAAGCCGGCAGCACCGCCUUUGACCCCGAGGGUGUCUCGAUGUGCGACUCGUAUCUCUCGUACGUCGAGCUGAUGAAGCAGAUGUUCGCCGCCGGAUGCACCACGCGGGCUUCGCUUCGCGAUUUUGGCAAUCCGACCUCGGUCCGGCUUGUCGUCGACGCGCUCGUCCGCGAGGACCGCAUGCAGCUUGCCAUCGAUGUGGCAACCAAGACCGGGCUCGACCCGUCGACCACCUGGGCGAGAUGGGGCCUCAACCUCAUCCGGCUCGGCAACUACGAAGAGGCCCGGCGCAAGCUGCGAUUCUGCUUGGCGAGGCCGGGUGGCACGUCGCCAUCAAAGCGACAGGCCUCUGGUGCAGGCGAGGCGUCACGGACCCUGACCGAGGUGCUGGCGACGCUCGAGCGGCCGGCCCCGCUCUCGCUCGAGUUCCUCGAAGUCGCCAUGUACACAUUUGUCGGCGAGCCGCGCCCGGGCGCCAUGGGGCAGUUCUUUGCCCAGUCGGCAGAGCUCAACGCGCCGGUCUCGGCCUACUCGAACCUCAACAGCGUCCGCCUCGCAGAGGCUCGCUUCUACCUCGGCAAGUAUGGGACGCCGGUGGCGGAAAUCGAGUUUCUUAUGCGGCACGGUCUUCUUCGCGACGCGCUCAACGUUGUUGUCGCCUCAGCCGACGUCCCGCCGCUUGCCUUUGUCAAGCACGUCGUCGAACACGUUGUCGAGUUUGGCCGGCUCGACGAGAUGCAGACCAUCAUGCGCGACAUCGACCCGUCGCUCAACGAGUUCACCGAGCUCCUUGUCGCGUCUUGCGCGUACCUCUCCAAGCACGCCAAGCCCGUUGCGCUCUACGAGCUGCAGGUCUUUAUGGGCGACCACGUUCGCGCCGCGCUCUCAUGCAUUCAUCUAUUUCUCCACGCCCCGUCGGCCCGCGCACAGUACGGCCACAUGGAGCGAGCUGUCGGUCACUUUGAGGCCGCACUCGCCCAGCGCGACGCGCUCCGUGCAGCCCAGCGCCAGGCCAAGAUGGCCUCUGCUGUCGCCGCUGGUGGCGAGCUUGGCUUCAGCAUUUCCCGGCCAGUCGACACGCACGAUCCGACCGACCAGAUCAUGGACAAGGCAACCAUGACCCAGAACGUCCGCCGCGGUCGGCUGCAGCUCGAGAUCCUUGCCCACUACGCCGAGACCAAUGAGGCCGCGCCGUACAACCUGUUCGGGCGGACCAAGGAGCGGUGCCAGCUUGCGGAAGAGCUCCUCGUUCGCGACGCCUUCUCGCUUGCCUCGCGCAUCAUGGCCGAGUUCUCCCUCCCCUCCGUCCGCAUCCUCUCGUACUCGGCAGCCCGGAUGGCCGCCUCGGGCUCAGGUAACGCAGUCAAGUCGGUCGACAAGCUCCUCCGCAAUAUCAAGGGCACUGUGCCUGACGCCGAGUGGAACGCCGUCCUUCUCGCCGUCAUUCAGACCUUUGCAAGCCAGGGCAAGGUCAAGGUCGCCGAAAAGUACGUCAAACAGGCCAUCGGUGUUGCCACCGCUGUCUCGGGCUACAUCGAGUGUGGCAAGUACAAGGCCGCCUACCUCCUCGCCGUCAAGCACCACGACGUCGACGAGGUCCGCCGCCUCCGCCAGUACGCCGUCGCCGCUGAGCCCAAGAUCGCCAACCUCUGCGACAAGUACCUUGCGCAGCAUCUGUAGCCGUAGCCUCCGCUCUCACCU